CCAACUCUAACGGUAACUCGCGACCCAUUUCACAUUUCAUCAUUCUCUUUCACAACCUUCCGCCCCAAACCACAACAACGCAUCAUUUUCUUCUGCUCGCAAAGUCAGGGUUUUGUAGGGUUUGUCUUUUUCUUAGUUUUGGUCAUGUAACUCUUUGUUCAAUUUUGCUUAUGGCAAGAGCAGGUUUUCUGAAUGCCUUGCAUGUAAAAAGAAAUGGACAACAACAUAUAUGAAGAAUUGGAUGAAGCAAAAGCUGAAAUUGAGAGACUCAAGUCAGAACUAAGAGCCAAGAUAGUUUCACUAGAGAAUUUGAAGAAAUCACAUUAUGCACAGGAGAAUCAGAUUCAGGAAGCCAAGCUCAAGGCUGAGAACCUGGAUCAAGAACUGCUUCAAAAAGAAAGUGCAAUCGCCGAGGCAAAGCAGUUGUGGGAAGAUCUCAAGGGGAAUUUGAAUGAACAAGCCUCCAUCAUCAAACAUCUCACUGCUGCAAAUGAUAAACUUCGAGUGGAUUGUGACGAAAAGUUCAACAACUGGGAAAAUGAAAAGAAUGGAUUGUUAUUGGCCUUAGAUGAAGCAAAUGAGAAGGCAGAGAGCCAAGAACAACAGAUUUAUCUAUACAGACAAGAGAUUCAAUGCCUGAAAGACUCUCUUUCAGUUUCACAGAAGAAGUGUUUGGAAAAUGAGAAGAAUUUUAAAGCAUCCAAUGAACUAAGAGAAAGAGAUGACCUGUUUCAGAAGAUAGAGGACGAAAAAAGGAAGGUGGAAGAUCAAUUGAAAUGGAAGAAGGAACAGUUUAAACAUCUAGAAGAAGCACAUGAAAAACUUCGGGACGAGUUUAGGUCUUGCAAGAAGGAGUGGGAGAUGCUAAAAUCUACAUUGCUUGAUGAGAUUUCUUCACUUGAGAUUAAGUUAGACUCUCAGGACAGAAUAUCAGAGAAUCUACAACAUCAGUUACAGACUUGCCACCAAGCUCUUGCUCAUGUAGAAAGCCAGAAAAAGCGUCUGGAAGUUGAAGUUUCAGAUUUUAAGGAGAAGCUUGACAAUGCUAGCAGCGAGUACCAGGAUGCUAGGUUACAACUUGAUUGCUUAAACUCUCAGUGCGACAGUGAUAUUGCAGAUUUGAGAUAUUCACUGAAAGCAAACGAGGCAUAUCAUAAGGAAUUGAAGUACAGAAUUGAGAAGCUAGAGCAGGAAAAUCAAGAGUUAAGGAUGUCCCUUAAAGAAUUCCAGGAAGCUCAAAUUCAAGAAGCAGGAGGUUCAUAUUCGCAGUCCAAGCCCAAGCGCAGAAAUUUAGAACAAACUCAUAGCGAGUGUUCCUCAAAUUUUAAGGCUAAAGAAGCUGAGUGGAACUCUCAGCUUGAACAAUUGAAAGGAGACCUGAAUAGCUGUCGGUCUGAGUUGGAAACUAAAAUUGCAGCAGUGGAAGAGCUUCAGAAGGAGUUGGAAAGGUCCCAUUCUUUGACCAUUGAGAUGAAGUUGGUGAAUGAGGAGAUGUCUGUGAUGCUGCUAGUGUUGAAAACUGGACUUUCUGAGGCUCAAGAGAAGCUUGCCAAUCAUAAAAAUGAGAUGGAUCUAUUCAACAAAGAGAGAGAAGAGAAGAUUUUUCAACUGAUGCAGCAAUUGGAGAUGAAAGAUGCUGCUUUGAUCAGUGCCAACAAAAGCAUCAAUGAAGAAUGUGAGAGAGAAGCGUGUUUGAUGCGGCAGGUUGAGUCCUGUGAAUCCAAGAUAGAACUGCAGCACUCACUGCAAGAUGAACUUGAUAAGCACAAGGAAAUGCUGGAGGAAUCUUCUAUGUAUCAGCUGAUCCUCAAAGAGACAGUUUUGCAGAUGGAAUGUUAUUUGAAAGAACAAAUGAAAGAAGUUCAUGAUGCUUUAGACAGUACACUUAUUGAGUUGGAUGAGAGGAUAUGUGAAAGGAAUGAAAUGGAAUUUGAAUUGCAAAUAUGGAAGUCGAUUGUUGAACGUAUGAAGAACGAUCUUGAAGAAAAUUAUGUAAUGCGUAAAGAGCUGGAAACUUCACUUCUUUCACAAGUAGAUGUUUGUGAGUGCCUUAAGGAAGAGAAAGAGAGCUUGGUUUAUAAAUUGGAAGAGGAAGAAAAGAGACUAGAUAAUGUAAGAUAUCUGCAGAUCAUAGAGGAGAAAGACAAGGCGUUAGAGGAGCUCCAGAAAGAGGUUGUUUUGCUGGAACAAGAGUCAUUUAGAAGAGAACUUGAAAAUGUAUUGAUUACAAAAGGCACUAUGGAAAGAAUCUACGAGUAUGAGAAAGAAAAUCUUAUCCAGCUCAUGAAAGGGAAAAACAUGAGAAUUGAUGAACUCAUGCAGCAGGUGGCUUCAAUGGAGCAGCAGUUCUCUACCUCAUUGUCCACAUUUUCUUCACAGUUUGAUAAAACUGCGGCAUCUCAGAUUCUAGCUGCAGUGGAAAUUGAAGAGAAGAAGUUGAUGAUAGUGGAACUUGAGGAUGACCUCCAUGCUAUGCAUCAGAAACUGAAAUUACAGGAGGAAAACUUGAAGCAAUCAGAGAAUCUUGCAUUGGAUAAUAUUCAAGUAAAGGAGCUAAAAGAUGAAAUGGAGAAAAGGAAUUUGCUUGAAAUGUCAUCACAAAGAGAAUGCUUAUUGGCUUAUGUUCAGGGAUUCAUUGAUAAAAUCUCUGAAUUCUCUUCUGCAGACACUCAACUAAUGGAUAUGUUGAGAGGGAUGGAGAAGUCUUUUGGUCCAGAAAUGAAUUUGAAAAAGGAUGAAAGUUUCUAUGUAAAGGAGAAUAUGUUAAUUCAUUCUCCUAAGAUGACAAGAAAACUUGAAGCCGUUUCUGAUAUAAGAUCGCCAUUCAGGGAGCUCAAUAGUUAGUUUCAGUAUGUUCAGCAGCACUUGUAAUAUUAUCUGCAGAAACGUCAUUUAGUUUCAAAGAUGACGUUUUUCUUUGGAUUGCCUAUGGAAUUCAUAAUGUAUCCUAUGUAUAAUUUUUUUUAGAUAUGUAAUGCAGAUGUUCCACUAAUAAUUUCUUGUUAAAAUAAUGUAUUA
Molecule: messenger RNA, 3018 nt
Organism: Lotus japonicus
Lineage: Eukaryota; Viridiplantae; Streptophyta; Magnoliopsida; Fabales; Fabaceae
Exons: 2
Coding region: 214-2844 (876 amino acids)
Source: RefSeq, a predicted model, not a curated record